Molecule: messenger RNA, 1020 nt
Organism: Physcomitrium patens
Lineage: Eukaryota; Viridiplantae; Streptophyta; Bryopsida; Funariales; Funariaceae
Biological process (GO): photosynthesis
Cellular component (GO): photosystem II; membrane
Source: RefSeq, a predicted model, not a curated record
AUGAGUGGAAUUUCGACGGAAGGGCAUAACGAGGAUGGAGGAGGCACAUUCCAAGGCAGAACGGGAGGGUGGCCUUAUCUUGGGGAGCGAGUGAAUCGCCUUAUCGAGAAGCAGGGACAGGCGCGGGUGAAGCCGGACCACCCCCUGCCAUUGGCCCAGCCGGGCCCGUCUUAUCUCUUCCUAUUGGGACUCAUACCGUGGGUCCGUUUUACUGCUACUUUUCUCUCAUCCUCUUUAGACUCCAUAGCCAUCACGUAUUGUCACUGUCCUAGACGUCGUCUUGAGCUCUUGCGUCAACCCUCUUCUUCUCAAGCUGCGCAGGAAGAGCUACGAGAUCAAGCAAUGGCGUGCUCAGCAGUUGCCACCAGCGUGAGCGCGGCCCUUGUGCCCGCAACCCAGGCGUGGGAGGGCAAGACUUUGUCGCGUCAGGGUCUCGCUCUGGCUGCUCCGCCCAGGGCAUCCAGGAUGGUCGUCAACAGAAGCAGGGUUGUCAUGAGUGCUACCCCGUCAGACAAUAAGGUGGUAAGCUUGACUAGCCUCGCCUUGUUGGCUGCCGCCGUGGUUCCCGAGAUCGCUGAAGCCGCUCAACCAGGAGUAUCUCCUUCUUUGAAGAACUUGCUCCUCAGCGUAGUGGCAGGAGGAACUGUGCUGACGGUGAUUGGUGUCGCCGUUGCCGGAGUAUCAACAUUCGAUCCCGUCAAGAGAAAGUAGAUCAUGAGUUUUUCUUAGUGUGACCAAUCUGUCGACUUGAUUUUCUAAUUCUAUCGUAAACACGUUAUCACUUCUAUGGCCUGUACCUUUCAAUGAGAUGGUUUACGCAUGUCGGUGCUUUAUAUACUAUUUGUCCCAGAUGCGGGAAAUAAUGUCCAUCUCACAUUGUGAUUUGUGAAGUUCUAAUCCUUCGGGCAGUUUGGAUAAUGUUGUUGAGAUACUCCUCUGUAGCGAAGGCCAAUGAAAUUCAGCAACUUUACUGUAAGUGGAACGGUCUUGAUCGAAGUAAAAACAUCAGGUCUUAAAUUA